UUAAAAAAACUUUUCUUUGGUACUUUUGUAUUAUACACAUAUGCAGUGAUGAUAUCUGGGUAAUAAGAUUAUACAGUAUACGGCGAAUUCAGGCACAUAACCAGUAACUAGUGUUCACUAGGGCCCGUUGUAACGACCUCACUCCGCUGCGAGGACUCCUCUGUAUGUUUGAAUGGUCUGUGAUGCUUUUAGGUCGUAGAGAGUCCUCUUUACAGAUAGAUUUUAUUUAGUGUGAAGGGUUUGUUUUGUACAUGGAGAACAAAACGCUGUACAGUGGUUAUUGUCGUCAUGGUCACAGUGCUUGUCUCUGUUGUACCGGGUGUAUAUGAGGCCUGAGGUUCAGAUUCAUGAUGUUCUUGGAGAUGAAAAACUUUGGUCUUGAAGAAAAAGUGAUUUAAAAUUACAUGCUGAGAUUAAUUGAUAGAAUUUAAUUUAGGAUCAUUCCUUGUGUGAAUGCAGUACACACAGACAAAAACAGAAGUAGUGUACAGUACCUGAUGAAGCUCCGCCCAUCAGCUGACUCACCUGAGACAAACCAGGAAACAGGUUGUGCCUCACUGACACAGAGACACACACACACACACACACACACACACACACACACUGAGAGACGGACGAUAGGAUUAAACUUCAGACCAAAACAACCACUUCCACUGAGAGAGGUCAGCUACAGGAGGUAAUACUGGGAAUACUGGAAUAUGACCACUUCAACCAGCUGCUGACUGCACACACUGAACCAGAGUUUUACAAGAAAACAAAGACUCAAGGUGAAAGUAACUUUGAGGGAACGGGGAGUGGCUGAGCUGUCUGUGCCUGCUGUGUGUCAGCUUCACUCAGAGACUAAAUGGCUUCAAGAUUAGAGGAAGAUUUCUGCUGUUCUGUCUGUCAGGACAUCUUUAAAGACCCUGUCAUCCUGUCAUGUAGCCACAGCUUCUGUAAAGACUGUCUGCAGAGCUGGUGGAGAGAGAGACCAACACGGGAGUGUCCAGUUUGUAAGAGAAGACAUUCAAAGGAAAUACUACCUCCUAACUUUGCUUUAAAGAACCUGUGUGAGAGUUUCUUACAGGAGAGAGAUCAGAGAGCUUCAGAGGCUCUCUGCAGUCUGCACUCUGAGAAACUCAAACUCUUCUGUCUGGACCAUCAGCAGCCGGUGUAUGUCAUCUGCAGAGAUUCAGAUAAACACACCAACCACAGAUUCAAACCCAUCGAUGAAGCUGCACGACAACACAGGAAGAAACUUGAGGAAACUCUAGAGUCUUUAAAGAAGAAGUUAAAGGAUUUUGAACAGGUUAAAGUGAAGUGUGAUCAAACAGCAGAACACAUUCAGGUCCAGGCCCGACGCACAGAGAGGCAGAUUAAGGAGCAGUUUAAGAAGCUUCACCAGUUUCUAGAGGAGGAAGAGGAGGCCAGGGUGACUGCACUGAGGGAGGAAGAGGAGCAGAAGAGUCAGAUGAUGAAGGAGAAGAUGGAGGCUCUGAGCAGAGAGAUAGCAGCUCUUUCAGACACAGUCAGAGCCACAGAGGACGAGCUGAGAGCUGAAGACGUCUCAUUCCUGCUCAACUACAAGGCUGCAGUGGACAGAGUCCAGCAGCGCCCCCUGCUGGAUGAUCCACAGCUGCCCUCAGGAGCUCUGAUAGAUGAGACCAAACACCUGGGCAACCUGACCUUCAACAUCUGGAACAAGAUGAAGGACGUGGUCUCCUACACUCCUGUGAUUCUGGACCCAAACACUGCUGGUACAAGACUCAUCCUGUCUGAAGAUCUGACCAGUGUGAGACAAGGAGAGAAACAGCAGCUUCCUGAUAAUCCAGAGAGGUUUGAUGGUCACUACUGGUCUGUCCUGGGCUCUGAGGGCUUUAACUCAGGGACUCACAGCUGGGAUGUCGAAGUUGGAGACAGUACAUACUGGUCACUGGGUGUGUCAGCAGAGUCUGCCCAGAGGAAGGGACCCAUACAGUCUGGAUUAUGGAGAAUAUGGUUCUCUGUAGGUGAAUACUCAGCGUUCUUCCCAUCAGACCCACCCACUGAUCUUCAAGUGCAGAAGAAGCUAAAGAGGAUCAGAGUGAUUUUGGACCAGGAGAGAGGAAAGCUGUCGUUCUCUGAUCCUGAUAGGAACACACGCAUACACACCUUCACACACCCUUUCACUGAGAGGAUGUUUCCAUACUUCAACAUUAUGGAUAAACUGAAGAUUUUACCAGUGAAGGUCUCUGUGACUGUAGAACAAAAGAAAUAGAGGAUGAUGAUGAACAUUAAUCAAUUUGCAUGUAUUUCAAGAUGUACUGGGUUUUUUUUAAUCUCAUGCUCGUGUAUCAUGUGAGUAUGUUGCUCUUAUGAUGUUAGUUGUCAUGGUGAUGUGGAUGACAUGUUGGUAGAGAAUAACAACAAAUAAGAAACAACCAUCCGUGAUUAGAAGAGAAACCUUUGUUCUUUGGGGCCACAUACGAUUAGAUUAUUGAUCACACCUGUAAAGUUAAUGUGUAUUUGAACACUAGCUAAACUUGAUCCUAAUUGAUCUGAAGUGUUAAAGAGACUUCAUUGUACAUUAUCUGUCUGUUGUAUUCCAUCCUGUGUUUCUGUGUGGCUGCACUCAGCAGCUAGAAGUUUUUGUGACUGUUGCUUUGCACAUCAGGUCUCAGUCACACAGUCGAGGAAACCUGCUGUUUGUUAUCUCCUGUUGAUGUGGUCCAAUCAGACGCGUGAGACGACUCCUCUGUAUGUCUGAAUGGUCUCCGAAGCUUUUAGGUUGUAGAAAGUUCUGUCUACAAAUAGAUGUUAUUAAGUCAUUAAAUCCACACUGAUGCGUAGCCAUGGCAACAUCAAGAGAGGACAAUAAAAUGUGUUUAUUUUUUUUAGUUGUAUAUUGUCCACUGGACUCGCUGUAGUUUUUACUCCUCAUUGGUUCCAGCGCACUGGUUGACAUAACUUGACAACUGCCUGACAACAGAGUUAGUCCCACCUGACGUAAUGAUUGGCUUAUCGUAGUCCUCUCAUGAAGCUCAUUGGUUAUUUGUAGAUUUAACCAAGAAACCAGACUGUGUAUUUAAAAGGAAACUCCCUGUUGUGUUCCACAGGUGCACUGCCUUUUAAUAUGGUGGGGUGUAAUUCAUUUCCAUUCAAAGGGGCUCAACUGGUAUGGGAAACAUACGUUUACAUUGCUAAAGCUAGUGUAAAAAAUGUCCGGGCAGCAAGUUAAGAUCUACCAGAAUUUGGUUUAAAUACAUGUCACUGCUGAUUGGGUAACACCUCACCAAACGAGGGAAAACCUACCUCAAAGCUUGUUACACACUGUUUCAAGGAAACAUUCAAUCUGGAAACUGUUGCAAAACUGUGCACACUAUUUUCAGAUUGAACACCCCCCCACUGUUUGAUGUCACGAUGCCGGACGAAUCAGUCAACUUGUAGGUGUACGAACAAAAUUAAUCAUAUAGACAUGUAGUAUUCUGCUUCCUCGUGUGUAUUAGACCUCAUUGUACCUGAAGUAAACCUUGGUGUCCUUGGAGAGUUUUCAUUUGUGUGUGAGAAGCUUGCUUUGUAGCUGUUCUCAUGACAGUUAUCUGUUAACUGGAGUCCUUCCAUUUGCCUCCCUUUUCCUGUGCACGUCUAAGUUUUAAUUAUAUUAUGUGACGGAACCUGUGAUUCUUUGUCAGACCUGCAGAGGACACUCCCGGUGUCAGAGCUCUGACCUCUCAGCUGAAAUAGAUUGACUCUGUUAUAACCCUUAUUAUUCUGUUUUAUCACUUUAUUAAAUAAC
Molecule: messenger RNA, 3754 nt
Organism: Epinephelus fuscoguttatus (brown-marbled grouper)
Lineage: Eukaryota; Metazoa; Chordata; Actinopteri; Perciformes; Serranidae
Product: zinc-binding protein A33-like
Exons: 2
Coding region: 845-2236 (463 amino acids)
Biological process (GO): protein ubiquitination
Molecular function (GO): ubiquitin-protein transferase activity; zinc ion binding; protein binding
Source: RefSeq, a predicted model, not a curated record